Rodentolepis nana is the source of this 1236-nucleotide messenger RNA. NCBI's taxonomy places the organism in Eukaryota, Metazoa, Platyhelminthes, Cestoda, Cyclophyllidea, Hymenolepididae. The record is from the annotation of a GenBank genome assembly.
AUGUUUAUGAAGCUCAUCCCACAUGUGGGAGAUUUACAAAUCCAUGAUUAUAACCAAGCCAUUCCUUCAAGUCAAAGAAUUCAAUACGAUGAAAUAACAGCAUUUUCAAGGGAUACUUCCCGUAGAUUUUCGGAAAUUAAAAACAACGCAAUAAUUCUUGCUACUAAUUCCAAUGGGAUGCAUUGGGAAAUCAAAACUGAGCAAUCACAUAAUUCAGUGACUUAUACUCGCUCACAACCAACUGUUUCUUCGAAUCAAAGAGCCCUGAUCCCCCUCAAUGAAAAUUUUCGGCUGUCUAAACGGUAUCACGAUUCAAGUUGUUCGAAUGAAAACAACUUCGUCGCUUCAAUGAACAAUGACUCCGCUAUAUCAGCUAUGCCCGAUAAUCAAGAGAAUGUUCCUGAAUCGAGUACCUCGAUAUCGGAUUUGCAACCAUUUGAAAAAAGAAGGCGGACACAAGCAGAAGAAGCUCUAUCAUUCACGUCUCCUGAUAAAAUACAGGAUAUAAACUUCGAUCUUCUUAAUGAUGAUACUCUUUCUCCCUUCAAAAAUUCUAUCAUCCCAGAUUAUUUUGUGGUUCAGACACCAUCCAAAACUCUCAACGCUUCUGACCAACAGUCUUUCCAUCUCUCCAGUCCUAUUUCUGAUUUCAACACUCUGGGUAUUCCGACCUCCAACGCUAAACGAAGAAACAAAGAUUCAUCCUUCAAACCCCGUGCACUAUUUCAGGAUUCGGCACACAGUCUGCCCAAUACUUCCUCUCUGCUUUUUCCGCCUCCACGAACUCCAAUAGUACCAAAGGCCGUUGGUUAUGGUUCACAAGUAAGGAGGUUCAAUGUAAUACCCUCUUCUGCACCUCGACAACAGUCAAGUUCAACAGUAAAUUAUCCCCUCCACCGUCCAAUACCUUCAAAUAGUGAUUCCAUAGCUAUAUCGACUGCGAAAAUGACAGUUUGGAAUCGUAUGGCCGCUAAUUCUCCUAUUGCACCGAUUCGAACAUCUUCACCGGUUAUCACUAUUCCUCAACAGAGUACAUCGUAUCAGAGACUUCAACCGCCCAAUCCUUCACCUGCUAAACACAGGUUAGCUUAUCCCGCCACAAGGAAUCCAGAGUUUACAAUCAGACGUAUUCUGCAAAUAUCACAUAGCAGAAAAUGGCGACGGUUUGCUCUGGGAGAAAACCGUUCUGCUCAAAUGAUGGUACAACUGGCGCGUCAAAUGUUAGGGAAGCAAUGA